CUAUUAAAAAACACUGCCUCUUUCUCUUUGCUACGUAAACAAAAAAGUUUGAGUCAAACUGUUCAAGAAACUUCAACUUGAUUUAGAUUCUAUAUAGAGAAAUUUAUCUAAUAAUCUAAUAAAAAAAGAAAAAAAAAACUGUUUAAUAUGACUAGUAAAAGUAGCAAGAAACCUAAGCCAGGGACAAAAGAUAAAGUUGCAUUUCAAUUGAAAACAAAGCAUGCUGGUAAAGAGAAAAUCAAGCAGAAUGGAACUGAUAAGAAAAAGCUCAAAGAAGAGUCACAUACAAAAAAGAGUGAGAGUAAAGCUAGCAGUCAACCAAAGCCAAGUGGUGCACCACAGCAGAAGAGUAAGACAACACCCGCACAAAACUCUACCUCUGUAUCUAGCUGGCUAACUACAUCUCUGUGUUUAUUUGUUGUAGUUGUUGGCAUUGCCAUAGCCGCUUAUCAUUUUCGUGAAGAAAUUGAUAAGAUUCUUCAUUCAGAAAUAGUUUCAAGAGAUAUUAGGAAUAAAGAUUCUGAUGUCAGUCCUUUAGAAACUUUUUCUAGGAAUAACCAAAUUGAUGAAGAAAAUGGUAGUGAUGAUGAACUUGAAAUGACAGAUUUUGAGAAUUUAGAACUCAAAGAUUUGAACAGUGGCAAAACAAAUGUAGAAGCUAAAAAAGAAGAACCUAAUGCUAAAGACACACCAACAACUGAAAUAAAUAAAGAAGUAAAGAAAGAAGAACCAAAAGUAGAAGCCAAGAAAGAAGAACCAAAAGUAGAAGCUAAGAAAGUAGAACCAAAAGUAGAAGCCAAGAAAGAAGAACCAAAAGUAGAAGCUAAGAAAGAAGAACCAAAAGUAGAAGCCAAGAAAGAAGAACCAAAAGUAGAAGCUAAGAAAGAAGAAACAAAAGUAGAAGCCAAGAAAGAAGAACCAAAAGUAGAAGCCAAGAAAGAAGAACCAAAAGUAGAAGCUAAGAAAGAAGAACCAAAAGUAGAAGCUAAGAAAGAAGAACCAAAAGUAGAAGCUAAGAAAGAAGAACCAAAAGUAGAAGCUAAGAAAGAAGAACCAAAAGUAGAAGCUAAGAAAGAAGAACCAAAAGUAGAAGCUAAGAAAGUAGAACCAAAAGUAGAAGCUAAGAAAGAAGAACCAAAAGUAGAAGCUAAGAAAGAAGAACCAAAAGUAGAAGCUAAGAAAGAAGAACCAAAAGUAGAAGCUAAGAAAGAAGAACCAAAAGUAGAAGCCAAAAAAGAAGAACCAAAAGUAGAAGCUAAGAAAGAAGAACCAAAAGUAGAAGCUAAGAAAGAAGAACCAAAAGUAGAAGCUAAGAAAGAAGAACCAAAAGUAGAAGCUAAGAAAGUAGAACCAAAAGUAGAAGCUAAGAAAGAAGAACCAAAAGUAGAAGCUAAGAAAGAAGAACCAAAAGUAGAAGCUAAGAAAGAAGAACCAAAAGUAGAAGCCAAAAAAGAAGAACCAAAAGUAGAAGCUAAGAAAGAAGAACCAAAAGUAGAAGCUAAGAAAGAAAAACCAAAAGUAGAAGCUAAGAAAGAAGAACCAAAAGUAGAAGCUAAGAAAGAAGAACCAAAAGUAGAAGCUAAGAAAGAAGAACCAAAAGUAGAAGCCAAGAAAGAAGAACCAAAAGUAGAAGCUAAGAAAGAAGAACCAAAAGUAGAAGCUAAGAAAGAAGAACCAAAAGUAGAAGCCAAGAAAGAAGAACCAAAAGUAGAAGCUAAGAAAGAAGAACCAAAAGUAGAAGCCAAGAAAGAAGAACCAAAAGUAGAAGCCAAGAAAGAAGAACCAAAAGUAGAAGCCAAGAAAGAAGAACCAAAAGUAGAAGCUAAGAAAGAAGAACCAAAAGUAGAAGCUAAGAAAGAAGAACCAAAAGUAGAAGCCAAAAAAGAAGAACCAAAAGUAGAAGCUAAGAAAGAAGAACCAAAAGUAGAACCAAAGAAAGAAGAACCAAAAGUAGAAGCUAAGAAAGAAGAACCAAAAGUAGAAGCUAAGAAAGAAGAACCAAAAGUAGAAGCCAAAAAAGAAGAACCAAAAGUAGAACCAAAGAAAGAAGAACCAAAAGUAGAAGCUAAGAAAGAAGAACCAAAAGUAGAAGCCAAGAAGGAAGAUCCAAGAGUAGAAGUAAAGAAAGAAGCUUCAAAAUCAGAUAUCAGAAAACAAUACAAGUUUUCAUCCAUAACUAAUGAUGAGGACUUUAAGAUUCGUGAUGAGCUGGAUGAAGCAGAUAGUUUAUUUAAUGAGGAUAAAUAUGAAGAAUCUAUUAGAAAGUAUGACCUUAUAAUACGUGCACAUAUCACCAGCCCCAGAGCUUAUUAUGGUAAAGGUCUCACCUUGGAUAAACUAGGCUUCAAGCACAUGAGCAAUGAAUUUUUGGAAAGGGCCAUUGAUUUUCUGGCUCGUGUCCUUGACCUUGAGAAUGUGCCUGAUGAGCUCUACAAAAUGGCUGGUCGCAAGUUGGCUGACAGGCAGCAGUUUAGAGGAUGGGGAGGAGAUGCUAUCAAGACCUUCAAGAAACUAAGUGAGAGAUUCCCAGAUGAUCUGAGCUUGAAAAAUGAGUAUGGAGUUAGUUACAUGAUGGUUGGACAGAAUGAUAAGGCUAGAGCGGUAUUUCAAGAGGUUUUGGCCAAACAUCCAAACAGUGGCUUUGCCAAAGUGCAUUUGGGAUUUAUCUUGAAAGCUAAAGACAACAAACUGGAGGAAGCUGUACAGUUGUUAAGUGAAGGUAUUGAAUCCCAAGAACCUGGAACCAUAGAUGGAAGAUUCUUUCUUCAUUUAGGUGACUCACUAAUCAGACUAGGACGUGAAGCUGAGGCCAGGAAAUAUUUUGAAGAAGGUGAAAAGAAAGGAUUGUUUCUUUCUGCUUGGCAACGCUCCUUGUACAAUGUGAAAGGACUGACGGGUCGCCCUUGGUGGACAGCUGAACAAACUGGAUACCAAAAAUAUCUGAAUCUGCUUAAGGAGAACUGGAAGACUAUUAGAGAUGAAGGUCUAGCUCAGUUGGAUCCAGCCACUGGCUCAUUUCUGCCUGAAGAAGAAAAUCUUCGUGAAACUGGGGAUUGGAAACAAUUUACACUUUAUCAACAAGGGCGUAAAAAUGCAAAAAAUUGUGAAAAAGCUCCAAAAACAUGUGCAUUGAUUGAUCAAAUACCUGAUGCCAAGGGUUGUAAGAGAGGGCAGGUUAAGUUCUCUGUAAUGAGCCCUGGCAUCCACGUCUGGCCUCAUGUUGGCCCUACUAACUGUCGUAUCCGAGCUCAUCUUGGCCUCGUUGUACCAGAGGGACCUACUAUUAGAAUAGUCAAUGAUACCAGAAGCUGGAAGGAAGGCCAGUUUAUUAUUUUUGAUGAUUCCUUUGAGCAUGAAGUCUGGCACAAAGGUAAUGCUACACGUCUUGUUCUUAUUGUGGACUUUUGGCAUCCUGAGUUGACAGAGGCACAGAAGAGGGGGUUGUCUGCUAUAUAAUCUCACCCUACUGAAUUCAUCUUUGUGUGAAAGAUGUUUAGAAUAUACGUGAUCACCUUCAUGGAUAGUAUCUGAUUGGACAGAGGAUGUUUUUGAUGGAAUGAACUUUGUAUGUCUGUUUUUGUUAUGAUGGGUCACAGAAUGAUGCAGAAGUGAAAACAUUUAGUUUUGCUUAUGCCAUUGAUUCUCUGGACUCAAAACUUUAUUUCUGAUUUUAAAAAUAUAAAGAAAGGGAGAUGAUGUUUUAUGCUGUGUGCUCUUCUCACUUAACAACGCCCAUUCGUGAAGACAUUUGUUCAUGGAUCAAAUAGAAAUGAAUAGAUGUAAAAAAAAAGGGUAUUAAAAAAAUCCAGCAAUUUACUUUGCAUUAUAUGCAUAUUGUUGGUAAUUUCGUCACAAAAUUGGAAUAAAUAAAAAUAAUACUUAGUUUGAAGAAAACUAAAAAGGUUUUGAUUUAAUCCUUAAGAUAUAUGAAAUAGGAAGUAUAAUACAUUAGGGUAAACAGAAUCUUAAAUGGCAUUAAAUCAAAAACCACUUACAAUUUUUUUCUUAAUUUUGCUUCUAGCAAGAAAUCAGUUUAACUGACUUCUGUAUAGUUCUGUGGGCCAUCAUUGUGUUUGUACUUUUGUAAAUUGAUACCUACCUACUUAUGUAAUAAUUGCAGUAUUUAGUGUUGCCAGUAUUUUGUCUAUAUGCACAUUUAGUGUGUUCAACUUACAUUGUACAUGAAACAUUUGUUUUUUAAAUAUACAGAUAUUUUUUUUUUACUCUCUCCAUUGUACAUUUUUAAUGUAUUGAGAUUUUUGUUGACUCAAUAUUAGUGACUUCAAUAAGCCUAUAUCAAAAGAUAUUAUUUAUUUUUAUUGUUGGAAUUGCAAUACCAAACAAAGCAACAUAUAUCUGCAUGAUAAAUGAAAGUGAUUUGUUUCUAUAAGUGCUUUCUAUAAAGAGUGAUUGUGUCUACAUUAUUUCUACCAGUGAUAUCUCUUAGAGUAUGUUUACAUUUUUUCUACAAGUGUCUCUUCUAGAAUAAUGUGUGACUAAGAAGACCAACUUUUUUUUAUUAUAUCUAAUAUAUAAAGCAGAAAGUAAGGCAUAUGUGUGUAAGUCCCGAAUAAAAAACAAAAUCGUUUGACCAAUCUUGAUCAAACUUGGCAUAAAAGUUCCUUAAAUCAUGUCGGAUACCGUAGUGUAUGUUAAAUGUCCCAACCACAACUGGAGGGCCCUAAAAAUAAACAUAAAGUACUAAUUGUACCUCUAUUAAAUAAGGAAACUUUUUAACAAAUUGUGUAAACCCGUUUUCACAGUAAUUUAUAUUUGUUAUGAAUAUGUCAGCUGAACAGGUAAACCCAUUUUUAUACUCUACUUUUUUCGUGGCAAAAUUAAAAAAAUGUGAAAGGAACAUUCUCCAUGUUUGACGUAGAUCUAAAUUCAAUCCAGUAGAUCUGUAAUACUCAAACUAAGACCUGCAGGCCACGGGUCACAUCUGGCUAGUAUGUAUAUAUACCACUAAUGCCAUGAGGGUCUGCCGUUGGGAAUAUUGUAGUACAUUGUGACAGACUCAGGAGGCUUUCUUUCAUCUCUGCAUAGUCCAAUAGUCUCACUAGUCCAAUGUUUUAUGUAGCAGCCCAGGAGUCAUUCUGUUGAUGUUCUCACCCACAUUGAGGCUUGGAAACAUGUCCAUACAUAUAUUUCUAACAGUGCUCUAUUUAGUUUGUAGCUACAUUAGUUCUUUAUAAGAGAAAACUCUUGCAUCAAUCACUUUCAUUUCUGUUUUUUUUUUUCAAUACUUUUACAACCAUCUUGUAAUUAUUUUUGAAAUUGUAUUCUUUCUUUAUAUUUAAAAAAAAAUUGUUUUUGUAAUUUUGAUUUGAAUAUUUAAUCAAUAUAGACCUGAAUAUUCUUGGUUGAAGUUUUGAAAUUUUUAUGUUGUUUUUUUUUAAAACUCUGUUGCAGUUUAACCUACUACUGAAAAAAAAGGUUCUUAGUGAUACAUUUUAUAUUGGGAAUUAUAGGUAUUAAAAAAUAACGUUCUUUAGUUUCAGCUUUCAGUAUUCCAUGACUAUGAUUGUAUAUAAAGAAAGGCAAAACUUUAUCAAUGUAACGUGUGGACCAAGUUGUGUCUACCAUACACUUUCAUUGCUGUAUGAAUGUGAAUACUGUUGUGUAACCAGAACUUUGUUAUAUGAUACAUUCACCAAUGAAAUCUUUGUGAUACAAGAUUUUAAAAAACAACAACAUUUCAAUAUUAUCAGCUAUUCAAAGUCAUCAAAGUGUGUGCAGUGUUUUUUCCUGAAAAAAUUCCAAAUGAUUUUAAAAACCACAUUUCAAUAUUUAAUUAUGUCGGAUUGUGUACUUGUUACUUAUAGAUAUGUUUGUAUAAAUACAAUCUGUUUUUUUUUAUUCUGUGAGCAUAUUGCGUUUGUCUUGGGAUUAAAUGAAGUUGUUCUGAGUAAAACAGCAGGCAGAAGUUGGCUCCACAGUUACAUCAGAGAAAUGUUUGGUGUCAUACCAAUGCACAUAUUUAUACCCAAUAAAGAAUAAAUUGAUUGUUCAUCUAAUGAUUCAACUAACCUUGAGCUAUCCAACUAACCUUGAACUAUUUAACUAACCUUGAACUAUUCAACUAACCUUGCAUCUAGCUAGAGAUUUUCAUAUUUUCCUCUCCAUUAAAUUGUUUAGGAUAAUGUAAAGCCAAUAACAGUCAAAGCCUGCUAUGUUGCACAACUCUGUGAGGCUGCUUUGAGUACUUGAAUCACAUAUCCUUGGUUUGAAAUAGCAUUAACUACAUGCAGGUCUACUUGAGCUCUUGGAAGAGACAGCUAGAACAGUGUAUUCAAUAUCAGAGAAUGGAAUGAGGUUCAGAUAAAUUAUCAGUUGUCUAGUUUUAUAGUAAAGUUGUAUUUAUCUAGUACUAUUAUUAAAUGCACAUGAUUAUAUACUGUUGCAAUGGAUUAUUGACGUAAUAAAGUGAAAGGUUACUGAGUUUUAGUUUUUAGUGAAACUCUAAACUUAUCUAUAGACUUAGAUGUCAUAUUGCUUGAACAAAAUAGAAUGUUAUUAUUGUGAGGCACCACAUUGAGCAACACAGGGAAAUGGAUUUGAAAAUUAUUUUCUAGUUAACUACAUUAUAAUAAUAGAUGUCAAAGAGUUUAUUACAUAUUCUUAUGAAUGAAACUAUAUGUGUAAUGACAUAAAAAUGUUUUGUAUACAUAGUGACUUCAAGUUUGUUUGGAGUGCUAGGACAAAUGAUUUUUUUUUAUCUUACUUUGAAUCAUACUUAUGGUAAUUUAAAACUGUUAAUGUUGACAUGGUCAUGUCAUAUUCUCAUUGUUUGUUACGUUCAUCAGAUACAAUACUAUCUGCCCUUCUAUGCCCUUAUGACAAAAAGUGAAUCUCUGUCAUAAUGUUAAGAUUCAUUUUGUUGGUCUUCAUGCACACAUUUUGAUGUCAUCUGAAAAUAAAACAAAAAUUAUUGUCAA
Messenger RNA from Biomphalaria glabrata, 6938 nucleotides. RefSeq names its product aspartyl/asparaginyl beta-hydroxylase-like. The record is from RefSeq and is a predicted model, not a curated record. The transcript has 13 exons. Gene Ontology annotation, cellular component: endoplasmic reticulum. Lineage: Eukaryota; Metazoa; Mollusca; Gastropoda; Planorbidae. Bases 148 to 3456 code for a protein of 1102 amino acids. Gene Ontology annotation, biological process: peptidyl-aspartic acid hydroxylation. Gene Ontology annotation, molecular function: peptidyl-aspartic acid 3-dioxygenase activity; protein binding.